GCAGCGACUACAGAAAACAUGGCGAAAGAGUCACAACCAUCUGAUUUUGAUCAACGGUUCAACGAAUGGCGUAAGAAGAAACAUCUUGUCGAUUGCUCGUUCCGGGUAGGCGAAGACAUUUACCAUGGUCACAAGCUGAUCCUGUCGGCAGCCAGCCCAGUUUUCGAAGCAAUGUUUUACGGAGCGCUUGCCGAGAAACAAACGGUCAAAAUAGCAGACAUAAAAUCCCGGGUGUUUGAGCGUAUGCUCGACUACAUCUAUGUCGGAACGAUCGAUUUCGAAAGUGUGCACAACAUUGAAGAGCUGCUUGAAUUGUACUACUGUGCGGAAAAGUAUAUGAUUGAUAGUUUGCAUGAAAAGUGUGUUAGCUAUUUUGGCAAAAAUAUUAAACCGAACAACGUGCUGAAAAUACUCGACAUAGCGUAUCGGAUGAACUUGGACGAUAUUAUAUACUCGUGCAUGUGCGUGCUGAAGCACUUCUUCUCGUCUGGGAUGAGCUUGAGCAACAUCAUACUGGAGAGAAAUCAUCACCUGUCGAAAAACUGUGUCGAUCUCAUACUGGAGGAUAACUUCGAGGUGAAGGACAACAUUAUCUGUAUGAUACGGGCCUGGUGCAUUACGGAAUGCGAGCAAAAUCGACUCGAGAUCAACCGAGACAGCAUGAAAACCGUGCUGCAAGAUAUUGAGCUACCGGACAUACUGAAGGACACGAUCGUUGGCUGUAGCUUUACCAACUUUACUCCCAUCGCGGGCGACAAAUCGGGCUGGAUACCGGUACAGCGCAUUCAUUACAAAGCAGUACGCCCGUUGAUCAUUGGCGACGAGAUGGACUUUGAGACGCACAUUAGCACCAAUCGAUUUAUAGUGAUCAAAUCGAUUAACAUCAAUAGCCGGCUUCUGCCGCAGCUGAAGGUAACCGAUGUACGGCAAGAAACGUACACGGAAAAGCUGAUGGUGGAAAUUUCCGCCAAACACAGCAAUGAUCGCCAGAAGAUCUAUCAGAAGGAGCACCUUAUCUGUGAUGUAGCGUUCAACGAUAGCUUACAGCUGAACUUGACCGAACAAAUUGUCUUCUUUCCCGACGUUAUGUACAUGGUUCGGCUGAAAUGGGAUGCUAACAGCUUAGGGUACGAGUACCCCCGCUCCAUCCUUUCCGCCUAUGGCAAAUCCAAGCAGUUGCUGGUGAACUUUAGUGAAAACGUUUAUCUGCAAAACUCGGGCAGUAUACUAAACGGAAUAGUUUGCGAUCUUUACAAGUGA
Anopheles maculipalpis is the source of this 1260-nucleotide messenger RNA. RefSeq names its product kelch-like protein 20. Lineage: Eukaryota; Metazoa; Arthropoda; Insecta; Diptera; Culicidae. Gene Ontology annotation, cellular component: cytosol; P-body. Gene Ontology annotation, biological process: neurogenesis. The transcript has a single exon. The coding region runs from base 19 to 1260 and encodes 413 amino acids. Gene Ontology annotation, molecular function: protein binding. The record is from RefSeq and is a predicted model, not a curated record.